AUGUUGAGGAAUUGUGCUACCCAGAGAACUAGCAUUUUUGUCAGAUACGCCUCCCAAGGAGGUUACAAAAGAUGGAUGCAAACGGUCCCAAGCUCUGUCAAGAGACUGCCUGUUGCCAACUUUGGUUCGUUGAACUACCAGCUUAAUCAAGAAAUGGCUCCAGUUCAACAACAACAAUCGCCCAGAGGAUCCCGUUGGUCGAAGCAUUCGCUCACAUUCCCCUCGCUGGAACCUCAGGAACAAAAGAGCCAGCAGCCAAGAGAACAGCAUGAAACCAUCACUAUAGCAUCGCCUCCACAACCGGUCGCAAGAAAGUCAAGAACCUCGAGGUUCAGAAACGUUGCAAAGUCCAACAAGGAGGUGAAGGAAGCAUCUGCCAAGCAUGAGGAGAUUACCAAUAAGGAGGUCAAGGAGACCCCUGCCACAAAGAAUGAAACAUCUGCACACACUGUCACACCAGCAACAGAGGAGAAGCCCUCAGUUGCUUCAGCACCUCUUCCGAAGGUUAACACUGAAAAGCAGGCUCUGGAAGCCUCUGCUAAGCCAAAGAAGGCCAGAAGACAGUUACGUCCCAGAAAAGCAUUGAUCACAUUGUCUCCCGGCGCUAUUAAGCACCUUAGAGCAUUGAUAGAUCAGCCCGAACCACGCCUUGUUCGUAUUGGUGUCAGAAACAGAGGUUGCUCGGGCUUGACAUACCACUUGGAAUACGUCACCGAGCCAGGCAAGUUUGACGAAUUGGUUGAGCAAGAUGGCGUCAAGGUCUUGAUUGAUUCAAAGGCCCUUUUCUCCAUCGUCGGCUCCGAGAUGGACUGGAUUGACGACAAGCUUUCCUCCAGAUUCAUCUUCAAGAACCCCAACUCGAAGGGCACCUGUGGUUGCGGAGAGUCCUUCAUGGUUUAA
This is a messenger RNA of Candidozyma haemuli, 900 nucleotides long. RefSeq names its product Fe-binding Fe/S cluster assembly protein (gene ISA1). Gene Ontology annotation, cellular component: mitochondrion; cytoplasm. NCBI's taxonomy places the organism in Eukaryota, Fungi, Ascomycota, Pichiomycetes, Serinales, Metschnikowiaceae. Bases 1 to 900 code for a protein of 299 amino acids. Gene Ontology annotation, molecular function: 2 iron, 2 sulfur cluster binding. The transcript has a single exon. Gene Ontology annotation, biological process: iron-sulfur cluster assembly. The record is from RefSeq and is a predicted model, not a curated record.